Impatiens glandulifera is the source of this 941-nucleotide messenger RNA. RefSeq names its product spliceosome-associated protein 49. Bases 120 to 656 code for a protein of 178 amino acids. The record is from RefSeq and is a predicted model, not a curated record. Lineage: Eukaryota; Viridiplantae; Streptophyta; Magnoliopsida; Ericales; Balsaminaceae. Gene Ontology annotation, molecular function: RNA binding. The transcript is spliced from 3 exons.
AUGAAAUAGUGGUCUAUUAUUGACCGUCGUUCUUCUCUUUCUCUCUCUUCAUAGAUUCACGUCGGCAAGAUUCGGUUUGAUUGGAGGGCUUUUGAUUCAGUUACUAGUGAGCUUCAAUCAUGGCCGGCCCAUCCAACUGUUCUAUAUACAUCGGAAAUCUGGACGAAAGGGUGAGUGAGAGAGUAUUAUAUGACAUUCUUAUUCAAGCUGGGCGAGUUGUAGAUUUGUCUUUUCCCCGAGAUAAAGAAACUGAUCGGACUAAAGGUUUUGCCUUUGCACAGUACGAGACUGAAGAGAUUGCAGAUUAUGCUAUCAAGCUUUUCUCUGGCCUAGUGACUCUUUAUAAUCGGACUUUGAGGUUUGCAGUUUCUGGAAAAGACAAAUUGCCUAACCGAUCUGCUCUGCACAUCUCAUCUCCUCAACUAAGGGCAUCCCCAUUACCAAACAGUCACGGUGAAAGUUCCCCAAAUGCUGCACGUUUAUCAGAAGACCAAACAACUGGUUAUGGACAAGUUGAUUCCAACCAAUAUAAUAGCCACAGAUCUCGUUAUGAAGGCACCAAUUUUGAUUACAGUCGAAGAAAUUUGGGAGCAACAAAUGAAAGCUCUAGUCGUUCUAGGUUGAAUCCUAAUAAUACUAGAUACAAACCUUACUGAUUAUGAAUCAGAUAAGUAGCAGUACCUGUAUUGUGCAUGAAAUGGUUUAAUGAUAGUUGGGACAGAAGAGCAGCAAUGGUUUAAUGAUAAUUGGGAUAGAAGAGAAGCUUAGUGGGAAUUUGGAACUGUAUGAAUGACAAAUAGAAGUAGAUUGUUGUAGGCUUGACUAUGUGGAGUGUAGACUCACAUUUCUGUGUGUUGUUUAGUCUUUAUGAAUUGAUUUUAGCAACUGUUAUGUGUAAUACAAUCCUUAUAUGUGAACCAGUAUGUCUGUUUGGAUUUGCA